This is a messenger RNA of Euleptes europaea (tarantolino), 757 nucleotides long. It is a transcript of the gene RBP4, whose product is annotated as retinol binding protein 4. The transcript has 6 exons. NCBI's taxonomy places the organism in Eukaryota, Metazoa, Chordata, Lepidosauria, Squamata, Sphaerodactylidae. Gene Ontology annotation, molecular function: retinol binding; retinol transmembrane transporter activity. Gene Ontology annotation, biological process: retinol transport. The record is from RefSeq and is a predicted model, not a curated record.
UCUCUCUUCUGGUUUUUGCUGGGACGUGACUGCUUGGAUCUGCAUUGCUCCUCAGCUGACAAGUCUCCUAGGGACAUAGGGGCACUAUGGCUCAUGCCAGGGGGAUCCUUGCCUGGCUGGUACUGGUGGCCCUGGGGCUGCUGGACAACAGAUGCCAAGCAGAACGGGACUGCCGCGUGACCAGCUUCAAAGUCCAGCCGAACUUCGACCCACAGCAGUAUACUGGUACAUGGUAUGCCAUAGCCAAGAAAGAUCCUGAAGGACUGUUUCUUCAAGACAAUAUAGUAGCCCAUUUUUUCAUUAAUGAAGAAGGAAAGAUGGUGGCAAGGGCCGUGGGCAGAGUGCAGCUCUUUGGGUGAAAACUGGGGAACUUUGUGCUGACAUGUCUGGGCUCCUUCAACGAGACUGACGAUUCUGCCAAGUUCAGGAUGAAAUAUUGGGGUGUGGCAGCCUAUCUCCUAUUCCAAUAUGAUGAUCACUGGAUAGUUGCGACAGAUUAUCAUACGUACGCUCUGCACUACAGCUGCCGUGUACUCAAUGAGGACGGCACGUGUGCCGAUAGCUACUCUUUUGUCUUCUCUCGGGACCCUCGUGGGCUAACUCCAGAAGCACAAAAGAUUGUCAGACAGAAGCAGAAGGAGCUCUGCUUAGAAAGACAAUACAGGCUUAUCGUUCAUAAUGGAUUCUGUGACAGCAUAAUAUAUGGAACAACCUAAUCUAUGGAAACCACUUUGUGGUUGUAAAGUUCAUCAACUAU